GCCUGGCAGCGUUGAGGCUGCGCUGGCCGGGUCAGAGCCAGUGUUGGUUCGAGACGGCGACAGAGGAGAGUCGCUUGGUAACGCGGACCCCAGCGCCGCGGAUAGGCCAGUUCCUGGUCUAGACGAGGACGACGUGGAUCUUGGUAGUAUCCAGACGAAUAUUCGGCAGAUGGGCGCGGCAGUUGGCCCGUUCAUCAAGUCCGUUUGCUCGGUCGCGAGGGGCGGUCCGCCUCCGGACAGCAGCUGGGAGGCAGCUGUGGGCGAGGUGUUCUGCAAGAGCAGGUUCACCACGCAGGCGGGCAAGUUCGGCCUUCACCCGGGCUACGUGCUUGACUUCACCACAGGGUGGGACUUGGAGGCCCCAGAGCCAGAGCAGAAGGCCGACGAAAUGCAGGAGCAGAUCCGGCCAUGCCUGCUAGUGGGGGGCACCGAUGGCCCUCCCUGGAGCCGGCAGCGCAGAGACGAUGCUGGCGCAGGCGCGCGGGACGCGCGCGGGGCAGGCAGCAGGCAGCAAUUCCGGGCGUGCUGUCCGCUGUACAGGAAGCAAAUCGACACUGGUCGGUACAUGCCCCACGAGCACCGGGGCGGCGCGGCGUCUCUGCAGGAGCCGCGCGCGCAGGAGGUGUUGGAGCAGCCAGAUGCGUUCUGGGUGAGCACUGAGCGUGGGAUGGGGCAAGCCAUCGCCACCAAAGGAGGCGGGCGCGAGCUGGAGCUUGCGACGCGCAAGUUUUGGGACAGAACGCGUUCCGAGGCUGCAGAGAAAGGAGGGCGCACGCCCGCGCCGGUAAGCGCGGUGCUGCGCGGCCUCCGGCGGCAGCUCCAGGAAGACGGGAAGUUGUCGCUGUCCCCCCUCGAGCUGGGGGUCGCAGGCCACGACCCCGCAGAGUAUCCAGAGGAAGACCGGGCGAAGUUUUACGACGAUGUCUUUGGAAAGCUCCUACCAACGCCGCUGGCACGGAAAGCGAGAGCCGCCGAGUUGGAUUCCCUACGCGGUUUUCCAGUGCACGAAAAGGUACCAGCAGCACAGGCGAAAGGCAAGAACAUGGUUUCUGUGCGUUGGCGUGAUGUCAACAAAGGUGAUGAUGAUAAUUUGGAGGUUCGCUCCCGGCUGGUCGGCAGGGAGUACAAGUGGCAAGACCCGUUCAUUCAAGGCACGUUUGCGGCGACGCCACCACUAGAGAGCCUUAAAUAUCUGUUCCAUUUCAUGACAACCACGAGGCGGGUGCGAGGCGCCCCGGUUCGUCUGAAGAUGUUGGUGAUGGAUGUGAGCAAAGCUCAUUUCCAUGCGCCGUGUGCGCGGGAGAUGUACAUCCGCCUCCCGGAAGAGGAUGCUUCCCCAGGGAUGGUCGGAAAGCUUCUUCGCACCAUUCACGGCACGCGCGACACACCGAACCAAUGGGACAUAUUCUUUAACGACAUCAUUACCAAGCUUGGCUACGACGUUGGCGUGUCAGACCCAUGUUUGUACAGACACAGGAACAAACUGUCAAUUGGGUGGAGGCACGGAGACGAUCUUGUGUUCAUAGGUGAAGUAGACCACAUGAAUAGCUUGUUUGACGAAAUCGGCAAGCACAUGAUUCUUAAGAAGAGAGGUAUGCUUGGUUUUGAAGAUGGUGACAACACGCACAUCACCAUUCUGAACCGUCUGGUUGAUUUCUGCACAAAGGACGGUGCGCCGACAGCCACUUACGAGCCUGACCCUCGACACGUGGAUCUUCUAGUAGACCAGCUUGGACUGACCGGCAGCAGGGUCAAAGCAGUGGGCACGCCAGGCGAAAAGCGCGGCGAUUACCACUCGGAAUAG
Prorocentrum cordatum is the source of this 1804-nucleotide messenger RNA. The record is from the annotation of a GenBank genome assembly. Lineage: Eukaryota; Dinophyceae; Prorocentrales; Prorocentraceae.